CCUUACGUUGAUUAUAAUGGGACCCAAAUCAAUGAAUGACCACCGUUGGCGGUGCAAAUCACUUCCUUUCGAUGUGGUGGCAUCUGCUUAGGCAUGGGGAUAUCACACGUAGUAGCAGAUGGAGCAGCGUCAAUGCUGUUCAUUACUACAUGGGCCCAAAUGGCUCGUUCCAACAUAGUAGAUCCAGAGUUGACGCCAUUUCUUGAUAGGACUGUUCUACAUCCUAGAGUUCAGAAUGAGGAGGACACGCCCAAGUUCGACCACAUAGAGUACAAGCGACCACCAAUGUUGGUGGGUCAAGUGGACGAGAUGGAGGAGCAGAAGAAGGAAACCACUGUGGCUGUACUAAAGCUGAGCUCUGACCAAGUAGAGCUCCUGAAGAGAGUAGCUAAUGAAGGACGAGAAAACAAUGGCAACGUAGAUAAUCGUGAGUACAACCGGUAUGAGUCCUUAGCGGGACACAUAUGGAGAUGUGCGUCCAAGGCGCGAAUCGUGAGUACAGCCGGUAUGAGUCCUUGGCGGGACACAUAUGGAGAUGUGCGUCCAAGGCGCGAAUCGUGAGUACAGUCGGUAUGAGUCCUUGGCGGGACACAUAUGGAGAUGUGCGUCCAAGGCGCGAGGAUUGGUGAAUGAGCAAGAGACCAGGUAAAAGUCUUAGUUGACUGCCGUCGUCGCUUAGGACCAGAUUUUCCGGCCAAUUACUUUGGAAAUGCAACGUUCCCAACAACCCCAAUGGC
Molecule: messenger RNA, 737 nt
Organism: Nelumbo nucifera (sacred lotus)
Lineage: Eukaryota; Viridiplantae; Streptophyta; Magnoliopsida; Proteales; Nelumbonaceae
Source: RefSeq, a predicted model, not a curated record